Messenger RNA from Hyla sarda, 2609 nucleotides. It is a transcript of the gene RNF144B, whose product is annotated as ring finger protein 144B. Gene Ontology annotation, molecular function: ubiquitin protein ligase activity; ubiquitin conjugating enzyme binding; zinc ion binding. Gene Ontology annotation, cellular component: mitochondrial membrane; ubiquitin ligase complex; cytoplasm. Gene Ontology annotation, biological process: protein polyubiquitination; positive regulation of proteasomal ubiquitin-dependent protein catabolic process; ubiquitin-dependent protein catabolic process. The transcript is spliced from 9 exons. The record is from RefSeq and is a predicted model, not a curated record. Lineage: Eukaryota; Metazoa; Chordata; Amphibia; Anura; Hylidae. Bases 462 to 1373 code for a protein of 303 amino acids.
CAUCGAACAGUGUCCAUUCAUGGUUAAAACCUAUUAUUCCUAACAAUAACAGAUCCUUGCAGACAGGCUAGAUCUAGCAGCAAAGCUGGGUUUGUCUGCAGCCAUGCUGGGUUUCUCUUCACUAAGCCUACACAUUAAGAUGUUCCCAAAGGAGCACAGCCAUGGUGUAAUGAAAUUAGUGGUGAACACAGUCCCUAUAGUAAUAACGACAGCUCCCAGAGGCGGGAAGUACGAGCUUAUCUCCUGCACCUGACGUCUCCAGCUCUGACAAGUGACUGCCCUGUGCCCACACACUCGCCGCAGCAACCGACCUGACACGUCCAUGUCAGUCAGAGCAUAUCCCUAAAUAGAUGUACGCUUUAAAUUGGUUUUACUUUUAUAUGAUUGACUUCUGUGAACUCUUUGCACAGAUGCAGGUAAAAGUACCAGAGUGAUAAAGAUGUUGACGGCUUAAGACAAGUAUGGCUUCUGCUGGUAAAAUCUGUCAUCAUGCCAUCGUGAAUGGCAAUUCCACUCCUGGGGAAUUGGCUCUUGAACCGUUGAUUAUGUGCAAGCUAUGCCUGUGUGAACACCCUCUUAAUAUGAUGACCACCCUUCGAGAAUGCAGCUGCAUCUUCUGCACAACGUGCCUGAGGCAAUAUGCACAGUUGGCAGUUCGUGAAGGAUUUGGUUCUCCCAUCAGUUGCCCAGACAUGGUGUGCUCGAACCGGGGUCGUCUUCAGGAAGCAGAGAUUGCCUGCUUAGUAUCCAUUGAACAGCUACAUUUGUAUCAGCGUUUAAAACUUGAACGAGAAGUUCAUCUUGACCCUGGUCGAACAUGGUGUCCUACUGCAGACUGCCAAACAGUAUGCCAAGUUGAGCGAAGUGAUUCUGGUUUGCCUGUAUCAGUGGACUGCCAUGUUUGCCUUAUAAAAUUUUGCUCUGCCUGCAAAAGAACCUGGCACCCUGAACAUGUGUGUCAAGAAAAGCAGCCAGCUGUACAACCUGAAAAAGGGGUCCUUGUUGGUGCAGAUGUAGAUGCUUGUAUCAAGCAAUGUCCUGUUUGUCAUAUUUAUAUUGAGAGGAAUGAAGGCUGUGCACAAAUGAUGUGCAAAAAUUGCAAGCACACAUUCUGUUGGUAUUGCUUACAGAACCUAGAUAAUGAUAUUUUUCUAAGGCACUAUGACAAAGGUCCUUGCAGAAAUAAACUUGGACAUUCAAGAGCAUCAGUUAUGUGGAACAGAACACAGGUUGUGGGCAUCCUUGUUGGCCUAGGUAUCAUUGCAAUUGUGACAUCACCCUUACUGCUUCUUGCAUCACCAUGUAUAAUCUGCUGUGUCUGCAAAUCCUGUAAAGGAAAGAAGAAAAAACACAGUCCACCUCCCACAACUUAAUUCAGACAGAACUGUUACCUUUUGUAAGAUGUUUGAAUAAUCUGUCACUAGGCAUUUAUCAUUCAUGAACUUGUUAUAUGGAUGAGCAGCCCUCUAUAGGCUCAAUAAAUGAGACAACUUAUUUUUGAAUGUUUUAUUUUGGCAAAUAUACUGUUAGUUUUUAAAAACUGUUAUAUAUUAUACAGCCUAUUGACAUUUUAUGCUAUAUUUCUUUUGUUCUCUAGUUUAAAGGGGUAUUCCGGCUUUAGACACUUUAUCCCUUAUCCAAAGGUCCCUGCAGCACCCGCCGUUGCGCCCCCUCCCAUAGACAUGAGGGGGGGGGGGGGGGGGGUGACGUUUAGUCACUUCUCCAGUCCCGAAAACUUCUGGUUUCCGAGCCUGGAGACGCAGCUCCGCACAUAAUGCAGUAACUGCAGGGAGGUCGCAGAGGGUCCCAGUGGCAGACCCCCGGCGUUCAGACAUCUUAUCCCCUAUCCUUUUAGAUAGGGGAUAAAAUGUGUAAAGUCGGAAUACCCCUUUAAUAUCUAAACCUAUUUAUAUUUCAGAAAGGGCAAAGAAACUGACAUGAAAGGGUACCUGUUACAUUGAAAAUAUAGUCCAAUCUGCAGGCAGUGUCUCUCAGAGGAGACGCUGAUCAGGUUAAAAUAUGUAUAGUUUUGUGGGAAAAGAUCAGUAAUUACUUGUCAUUUAUUAAUGUAAAUCUUUGCUUAAGUAGUCAAGUGGGAGGUCCAACUCACUGAUUGUCAGCUAUAUUUAUUUAAUUGUACAUACAAGAGAGCUUUCAACCAUUGAAUAACAGCACCCACUUAUCCCCACAAAACUAUCUAACAGUAUGGUCAGCUUCCCCAGCUGAAUAAAAUGAUGCUUGCAGAUUCCCUUUAAGCACAGCACUGUUGAAUGCAUUUUUGUUUCUAUUGGAGAUGAUUUAUUUUUAACACAUUUUGGUAUUAUUUUCGUUUUAAAAUAUGACUCAUUACUGUUUUCUUCCUAAUGUUAGGAAAAUAUUUCUUAUAUGCAAAAUGUGCAAUGGGUUCAGAGCUUUUUCACUGCAUAAUAUAUAUAUAUAUAUAAGCAAUUUAAAAAAAUGUAAGCAAAUGUAAAAAAAAAAAAUACAUGCUGUUUUUUAGAAAAAAAAUCCAUUUGUGCUAAUGUCAUGUAUAUUAGAGAAAUUCUAACACUUUACAAUAAAGCUGCACUGGUGGAGAAAUACUAAGGAUUUGUGUAUUGCAUUAAUUC